UCACGCAAUCCUACAUAGACCCAUUCUUGGCUUUUUCUUCACUCAGUCUACAUAAACGUUAUAUAUAAUGACACUGAGAAAUGCAUGCCCUACCCCCACCCAUUAAAAAAACACUUGUCUAACUCCACCUUUCAUUUGAAUUCUCCCUAAGUUAAUUACUUACUUCUUUUUAAGUCAUGGUUUUUUCAAAGGAAGCUAUGGUUUUCCUCUCAACAACUGUUGUUCUUAGUUUCUUUACGGCCACUCUUGGUGGUGCCGCCGUGUAUAAAGUUGGUGAUGCUGAUGGUUGGACGAUAGGUGUUGGUGCUAACGUUGACUACCAUACGUGGGCUGCUUCGAAAAAUUUCAGGGUUGGUGACAUUCUUGUUUUCGAGUACAACAAAACACAAAACAACGUACUACGAGUGAGCCUUCCGGAUUACCAUUCGUGCAACGCUGGAAAUCCCAUCACUUCUUACUCUUCCGGCAACGACUCCAUCACCAUCAAGGGUCCGGGCCACUACUACUAUAUAUGCGGUUUCCCGGGCCACUGCCAGGCCGGACAGAAGCUUGAUGUUAGGGUCCUUAAAGUUUCUAAGCCCACUGAUUCCCCAAGUGGAAGACCAAGCCCAAUCCCAAGCCCAAGCUCAAGCCCAAGUCCAGGUCCUGAAGCAGCCUCAUCUACUACUAGUGGGCAUGUUAUUGCACCUAGCCCAGCAACCAAGAGCAGUGCCUCCUCAUUGUUCUUAAAUAAUGAGCUUGGGUUUUGCUUCACUUUGUUCAUGAUUGUUAUAGGUGCAGGUUAUUUACUUUAUUAAGUGUAUUGGCUUAAUCUGACGUUGUAGUGUAAGGUUUAUGGACUGGAGAAAUUUGGGGAUAUACCCAUUGGUACAUUGCUGAUGUCUUGGGUUUUAAUUUGUGCCUGUAUGGAAAAGAUGAUAGAUUUUAAUUUAUUGAUAGUUAAUUUAUCAGUUUAUCUUAUAUUCGA
This is a messenger RNA of Lycium barbarum (goji berry), 967 nucleotides long. Its product is annotated as chemocyanin-like. The record is from RefSeq and is a predicted model, not a curated record. Gene Ontology annotation, cellular component: plasma membrane. The transcript has 2 exons. Bases 177 to 797 code for a protein of 206 amino acids. Gene Ontology annotation, molecular function: electron transfer activity. NCBI's taxonomy places the organism in Eukaryota, Viridiplantae, Streptophyta, Magnoliopsida, Solanales, Solanaceae.